GCACGCCGGAGGUAUUGGUCCAUUAAACCACCAGUACCCCAGGGGGUCUUAGCUGAGGCCCCCUCUGGGGAGGGUCUGACGCAAAUGCACAUUUGACCAGCACGGCGCACCGAUUCAGCCACCCCGUUAACGGCCUAAAAACGUGGAUCAUUUACUGGUCCAUUAAGAACAAACUCUGAAAGUCGUAGGGGUUGGAAAUUCGAUCAUAAUUGUCAUCAUCGAAACGCAAUGCAGCCAUCCAAAAGGGAGAGACAGUUUCUCGUUUUCUUGUAGAAAACAAUUUGAUAUAUCAUUAUGCUAGCAACAACUGAUGAAGACAAGGUCCUCACACUCUUCCAGAGUCCACACUCUUUUACUUGUGUCCACUGUUUGUCAUUCCCAGUCGUCCUCCUUUCUCCUCCAUCAAACUGUGAUCAAAGUGAACACUUGGAAAGCACUAUCCCCCCCCUUUUUAUGUUUUUGAGAAUUAGCUGUGACCCACUAGAAAGGGGGGGGUGAUAAAGCACUAUCCAGUUUGUUGAUAGGGGGUAAUCUUAUCGAAGGAAUCCAUCGUUCAGCAAGGCUAUACAGUAGAUCUAUAGUAGCGGGGCUGCUGCAACUGCAGGUCCUGUGAAACUGCUAGAGUUGUAAAUCUUUUUAAGUUAUAUAAUAAUAUAAUAAUCAUGUCAUGCAUUGCAUCUGUCAUCAUGGUCGAAUCACCACUUUCGUGGUCGUGAAUGUAUGUGCUAUACUCACCCAUACACAUGCUACGAUCCUCUUCGAGUGAGGUUGUAACGAGACAUGAUGUACAGCAAAUCUUGCACUUCCAUUUUUCGAGAUCGACUCAGUUUUCUGUGGGCAACUUUGUGUUGUCAGGCCAUGCUUGUCAUCAAAUGAACUUGCAUUUGUUCCGGGCCUUCCGGCCAGGGAACGGGUCUAACUUAGCAUCAGUGGAAUGCCCGCUGACGGUUUCUGCAACCUGCUCUGCCACUUCCACCAUUCACGGCCACGAGUAUUGCACACACAUUGCACACAGACGCGAUCGCACAACUCACGUCCGGAAACAAUCGUAGCAUGCGUAAUUGCAACCUGACUCGAAACAGAUGGUAGCAGUAGAGGUGGUUCUGAAAUAAGCACCACGAGAUCCAUAACAGCACGCGAUAAUGGUGGUGAGAAUACGCAUGUUAAGUGAUGAUGGGAGCAUGAUGAUGGGACCAUGAUGAUGGUCAGAUCAUUCUACCAAGUGAAACAAAGAAAGCACAUAUGAAAGAUGAUAGCGAUCAUCAUGGUUAUCACUAUACUGACAACAAUUAUGAUGAUGCUGAGGAUGGUGGCAAUCAUGAGAACGACUAUGGCGUUGAUGGCCAUGAUGAUGAUGAUGAUGAUGAUGAUGAUGAUGAUGAUGAUGAGGAGGAGGAGGAGGAGGAAGAGGAUGAUGUGUGUCUCACUGUCUCAUUGACUUGACUUGUGUCCUCUGCACGAGCCCUGGUCUCUUCAGAUUCACAUCCUUUACUAUGUGAGGAGCUUGCCUCCAUGAUCCAUCUGUGUAGCAUACGUGAGGUCCUAAUGUUUCUCCAAUUCACACACUGCCUGCGGCUGCCACGUCCUUUUUUUUUUCCCCUAACAUCUCCUGGGUGGUGUUAGGGUGAUACGAGCAGCCUCGGGUAGCACCCCUCGUGACCUCCCCAAGAUGGCUCCUGUCUAUUGGUGGGGAGCUGCACCUGCUGGAAACCAGGUCCAGCGUCCCACAUGCCGGAGACGUUACCCGGUUUCGGCUACAAAGAUUAUAUACUGAAAUUGAAAUGAGGAAUGAGAAAACUCCCAUACUGGAAGAGGUGUCUGGAUUACUCUGGGGGCCACCAGAGUCCCGUCUGUCCAUGCUUCCUUUGCUCUAUGCAGAUUCUUCUGAGAAGAGUGGCAGAGACCAAAUCAUGAUCAAGGUUCUGUGGAGGGAAUCUUUCCCAACAAGCUGCCAGCAUCACGCUUGGUACGAAUAACAAACAGCAUGCAAAAGG
Messenger RNA from Chara braunii, 1994 nucleotides. The record is from the annotation of a GenBank genome assembly. Lineage: Eukaryota; Viridiplantae; Streptophyta; Charophyceae; Charales; Characeae.